AUGGUGACAGAGGUCAGAGGGUUCGCUGACACACAGAAGGAGGAGUACUUCAGGAAGAGAUUCACAGAUGAGAAGCAGGCCAGCAGAAUCAUCUCCCACAUCAAGAAAUCACGAAGCCUCCACAUCAUGUGCCACAUCCCAAUCUUCUGCUGGAUCACUGCUACAGUUCUGGAGGAAGUGUUGAAGACCAGACAGGGAGGAGAGCUGCCCAAGACCCUGACUGAGAUGUACAUCCACUUCCUGGUGGUUCAGUCCAAAGUGAAAAACAUCAAGUAUGAUGGAGGAGCUGAGACAGAUCCACACUGGAGUCCAGAGAGCAGGAAGAUGAUUGAGUCUCUGGGAAAACUGGCUUUUCAGCAGCUGCAGAAAGGCAACCUGAUCUUCUAUGAAUCAGACCUGACAGAGUGUGGCAUCGAUAUCAGAGCAGCCUCAGUGUACUCAGGAGUGUUCACACAGAUCUUUAAAGAGGAGAGAGGACUGUACCAGGACAAGGUGUUCUGCUUUGUCCAUAUGAGUGUUCAGGAGUUUCUGGCUGCUCUUCAUGUCCAUCUGACCUUCACCAACUCUGGAGUCAACCUGCUGUCAGGAAAAAAAACAACAUCAACACAGUUCUACCAGAGUGCUGUGGACAAGGCCUUACAGAGUCCAAAUGGACACCUGGACUUGUUCCUCCGCUUCCUCCUGGGUCUUUCACUGCAGACCAAUCAGAAUCUCCUACGAGGUCUGAUGACACAGACAGGAAGUAGCUCAGAGACCAAUCAGGAAACAGUUGAGUACAUCAAGAAGAAGAUCAGUGAGAAUCUGUCUGCAGAGAGAAGCAUCAAUCUGUUCCACUGUCUGAAUGAACUGAAUGAUCGUUCUCUAGUGGAGCAGAUCCAAUGGUCCCUGAGUUCAGGACGUCUCUCCACAGAUAGAAUGUCUCCUGCUCAGUGGUCAGCUCUGGUCUUCAUCUUACUGUCAUCAGAAGAAGAUCUGGACGUGUUUGACUUGAAGAAAUACCGUGCUUCAGAGGAGGCUCUUCUGAGGCUGCUGCCAGUGGUCAAAGCCUCCAACAAAGCUCUACUGAGUGGCUGUAAUCUGUCAGAGAGAAGCUGUGAAGCUCUGUCCUCAGUUCUCAGCUCCCAGUCCUCUAGUCUGAGAGAGCUGGAUCUGAGUAGCAACAGCCUGCAGGAUUCAGGAGUGGAGCAGAUCUCUGUUGGACUGAAGAGUCCACACUGCAGUCUGGAGACUCUCAGACUGAGUGUCUGUAACCUGUCAGAGAGAAGCUGUGAAGCUCUGUCCUCAGUUCUCAGCUCCCAGUCCUCUAGUCUGAGAGAGCUGGACCUGAGUAGCAACAACCUGCAGGAUUCAGGAGGGAAGCUGAUCUCUGAUGGACUGAAGAGUUCACACUGCACACUGGAGACUCUCAGUCUGUCAGGCUGUCUGAUCUCAGAGGAAGGCUGUUCUUCUCUGGUCUCAGCUCUGAGCUCCAACCCCUCCCAUCUGAGAGAGCUGGACCUGAGCUACAAUCAUCCAGGAGACUCAGGAGUGAAGCUACUGUCAGCAGGACUGAAGGAUCCUCUCUGGAGACUGGACACUCUCAGAUUGAGUGGCUGUAAUCUGUCAGAGAGAAGCUGUGAAGCUCUGUCCUCAGUUCUCAGCUCCCAGUCCUCUAGUGUGAGAGAGCUGGACCUGAGUAACAACAACCUGCAGGAUUUAGGAGGGAAGCUGAUCUCUGUUGGACUGAAGAGUCCACACUGCACACUGGAGACUCUUAGUCUUUCAGGCUGUCUGAUCUCAGAGGAAGGCUUUUCUUCUAUGGUCUCAGCUCUGAGCAUCAACCCCUCCCAUCUGAGAGAGCUAGACCUGAGCUACAAUCAUCCAGGAGACUCAGGAGUGAAGUUACUGUCUGCGGGACUAAAGGAUCCUCUCUGGAGACUGGAAACUCUCAGGGUGGAGCCUGCUGGAGUCAGAUGGUUGACACCAGGUCUGAGGAAGUAUUCCUGUGAACUCACACUGGACACAAACACAGUGAACAGAAAACUCAAACUGUCUGACAACAACAGGAAGGUGACACGAGUGAAGGAGUAUCAGUCAUAUCCUGAUCAUCCAGAGAGGUUUGACUCCUGCUAUCCUCAGCUGCUGUGUAGAGAUGGUCUGACUGGUCGCUGUUACUGGGAGGUUGAGAGAAGAGGAGAGGUUGAUAUAUCAGUGAGUUACAGAGGAAUCAGCAGGAGAGGAGACAGAGAUGAUUGUGAGUUUGGAGGUAAUGAUCAGUCCUGGAAUCUAAGGUGCUCUGAUGGUGGUUACUCUGUCUGUUAUUGUGACAGACAAACAUUCAUCUCCUCCUCCUCUGUCUCUGGUAGAGUAGCAGUGUAUGUGGACUGUCCUGCUGGCUCUCUGUCCUUCUACAGAGUCUCCUCUGACUCACUGAUCCUCCUCCACACCUUCAACACCACAUUCACUCAGCCUCUCUAUCCUGGGUUCAGGUUCAGGACAUGUGGUUCCUCAGUGUCU
Molecule: messenger RNA, 2496 nt
Organism: Sander lucioperca (pikeperch)
Lineage: Eukaryota; Metazoa; Chordata; Actinopteri; Perciformes; Percidae
Product: NACHT, LRR and PYD domains-containing protein 12-like
Exons: 8
Molecular function (GO): protein binding
Source: RefSeq, a predicted model, not a curated record